GGGGCGGGGGGCGGCGGCGGUCGCGAUGGGGUCCCGGCGCCCGCGGCCCUGAGCCCGCGGCAUGGCCGGCAUCAUCAAGAAGCAGAUCCUGAAGCACCUCUCCCGGUUCACCAAGAAUCUCUCCCCAGACAAAAUCAACCUGAGCACGCUGAAGGGGCAGGGGCAGCUGACCAACCUGGAGCUGGAUGAAGAGGUGCUGCAGAAUGUGCUGGAGCUGCCCACCUGGCUGGCCAUCACUCGAGUCUUCUGCAACAAGGCAUCCAUCAGGAUCCAGUGGACAAAGCUGAAAACACAUCCAAUCUGCCUGUACCUGGACAAGGUGGAGGUGGAGAUGCGAACGUGCGAGGAGCCGCGGCCGCCCAACGGACAGUCUCCCAUCGCGCUUGCAGCAGGCCAGAGUGAAUAUGGCUUUGCUGAAAAGGUUGUGGAGGGGAUGUUUAUUGUCAUCAAUUCCAUCACCAUCAAGAUUCACUCCAAGGCCUUUCAUGCUUCCUUUGAGCUCUGGCAGCUCCAAGGCUACAGUGUCAACCCCAACUGGCAGCAGAGUGACCUGCGGCUCACCCGCAUUACUGACCCCCAGAGAGGAGAGGUUCUGACGUUCAAGGAGCUGACCUGGCAGACGCUGCGGAUAGAAGCAGAUGCCACUGACAAUGGUGACCAGGAUCCUGUCACUACUCCUCUGAGACUCAUCACCAACCAGGGGAGGAUCCAGAUCUCUCUCAAGAGGAGGACCAAAGACUGCAAUGUGGUGGCAUCUAAGCUGAUGUUUCUCCUCGAUGACCUGCUCUGGGUGCUGACAGACUCCCAGCUGAAAGCAAUGAUGAAAUAUGCAGAGUCCCUGAGUGAGGCCAUGGAGAAGUCUGCCCAGCAGAGGAAAAGUUUGGCACCAGAGUCUGCCCAGGUCACACCACCUGCCCCCAGCACCCAGCAGUCCUGGUCGCAGCCCCUGGGGGCCAGCCCCAGCAGCAUUGGGCAGUACUUUGAGCAGCAUGACAUGAAGGAGUCCUCCUACCACCUGCUCAUCUCCCGCCUCGACCUGCACCUCUGCGACGACAGCCACGCGCGGGGCCCCGGUACUCUGAAGCAUGGGAUGCUAGGAGGUGCCAUUCAGCUGACCUUCAGGAGGAUGGCUUUUGACUAUUACCCCUUCCACAGAGCAGGAGAUGCCUGCAAACAUUGGGUGAGGUACAGUGAAGCAAUGGAGACGAGGGGACAGUGGGCCAGGAAGCUGGUCAGUGACUUUCAAAGCAAGAUUGAGAAGCUGUAUGAAGAAGCAGACCCUGCACUUGCCAGGACUCCACCUUCCCCCUUCAGAAGGAAGCCAGAUACUCUGCUGAGCCCUCAGAAGGGUGCCUCAGAGAGAGGCUGUGCCCCCCCCAGCAGCCUGCCGCGGCUCCGGCACCCUCCCUGGAGCCGCCUGCGCUCCAGCUGCCUGCUGGUUCGAGUGGAUGACUUGGAUGUUCACCAGGUUUCUACAGCUGGGCAGCAAAGCAAGAAACCUUCCACCUUGCUCUCCUGUAGCAGGAAGCUCUUCAAGCUCCCUGAUCAGGUCUCUGCCAUCCAUAUUGAGUUCACAGAGUAUUACUUCCCAGACAAUCAGGACUUUCCAGUUCCAUGCCCAAACCUGUAUGUACAGCUGAAUGGCUUGAUGCUCACCUUGGACACAGCAAGUGUGCUCUGGAUAAACCUCUUCUGUCUGGAUCUGUACCGCAGCUUGGAGCAGUUCAAAGCCAUCUACAGGCACCUGGAGGACUCAGGCAAGCAGGAUGAGCACAUCGACGUGCGGCUGGACGGCUUCCGGCUGAAGCUCAGCAUCCCCGUGGAGAAGAAGGUGGCCGAGCACCGGGACCGGCCGCGGGCGCUCUGCGUCCGCCUGGCGGAGGUGGCUGCCACCAACACGCGGCACGCGCCCGGCUGCGGCUGCCGCCAGCUCCAGAGCCUCUUCCGGAGGUUCGCCGGCUCCGAGUUCUUCCACUCCAGCUACAGCAGGUUCCCCAGGGCUGGGGACAGCUUCAGCCUGCUCCACAGCCUCUUCCUGCGCCACGCCUACGAGGUGGAGGAGAGGCCUGGGCGGCCUGCAGGCUCUCCCCAGCUUGCGCACAGAGCCUCUGCCUCUGCGGAUCUCUGGUCUGUGAAUUUCACCGAGCUGUCCCUGGACUUCGAGGGGGCUGAGAGCUCCAAGGGCAGAGCCCUGAGCUUCAUUGACCCUUUUCCCCUCUCCCUAUGGGCCUGCUUCCCCAGGAGAUGGGGGCAAGCUCAGACAGCCAAGCAGCAGGAGCUGGCUGCCUCCGAGUUGAGAAUGAAGCCUUCUGCCAGCUUCAGCAAUCACUCCCAGGGCAAGAACCUUUCCAGAGAGCAGGGCGGGUGUCAGAGGUCAAAGACUGACCAGGACCUGAAGAACAUCUACAAGGUGCCCGAGACAAUGGGUGUCUUGGGAGAAUCUGAGGCUGCUGCUGGGGUGGAUGAGCAGGAGCUGGCAGCCUCUGCUGCCGUCCAUGUGCUCGUGGCCUCAGAUGUUCACGUCAGAGUGCGGCUCAACCACUACCAGUACCUGGUGCUGCUCAGGAUGAAAGAAGUUCUGCAGGCACUGCAGGAGCAGCUGGCCCAGGAUACCCAGGAGGUCACUGGCUCUCCUUUAGACCCCAUGUCUGCUUGUGUAGGUGUGGUGCUCCACAGUGCUGAAGUGGCCCUGCUCAUGAACCCCGCACCAGGGCCUGUGCUGGAGCCCAGGUCCCUUGACUCGGACACAACCAGCCUGAUCGACUCGGAGCUGUCCCCUUCAGACAGCAAGGAGGGGCUGGCAGCUGAAGAGAAGGAGCUGAAGUCAGAGACCAGUUCAGAGAAGGGACUGUGCAGCCCCCUGGGGGUCCCAGAGAACAGUGGCACCAGCGUGAGUAGUGUCCCUCUGGAGGGGCUUCCCAGAUCGGCAAGUGAUGGAGCUCUGGGUGCAGCUCCGUGCAGUAAGAGCGUAGAGGAGAAAGGUUUGAUAGAGGAAGCACAUGAAGCUGUGGAAGCCCUGGUUGCACAGAAGCCAGCAGAGACCAGCAGCCAUCCUCAGAGCCCUCCUGCCCUCCCUUCUAGCCCCAGCUCAGACACACAGCCCUCGGGCAGGGCAAGCGCCGCUCUCAAUGGGCAGGCAGAGCUCAUGCCUCUGAAGAGCUUAGAGGUGGACUUGUCCAGUGCCCUGCACAUCACCAAGGAUGCCACAAAGGAAGCUCUGCACGUGACCAUGGACCUCACCAAAGAGGCCAUGUCUAUAACAAAAGAUGCUCUGAGCCUGAGCCGGGAGAAGAUGACUUCCACCAUGCAGAAAAUGCUCUCCCUGCCCCCAGCCAAGGACCCUGUGCCCAGAGCUGAAGAAGGAGCAGGGACCCCGGGAGGGGGCGGGGGCGGCCGCAUGCGUUUCUUCAUGAGGAGGACCUCAUCCCAGCACUCCUUCGACGCGCCCUGGGCGGACGGGGCCGGCGCCGAGGACGGGCUCUCGGUGGACAGCGACGGCAGCGACAGCUUUGUGCUGCUGACCGACUCCGAGCCCAGCCUGGACCCUCUUCCCUCAGGGCAUCUUCCCCAGGUCCCCAGUGGCACGGGCAGCAGAGCAAGCUUGGUGGGUGAGGAGGAGGGGGCAGUGUCUCCUGAAGUGAGCAGCUCGACUUCACAGAGCGAAGACCCCAGCCUUCAGCUGGUGUCUGUCCUGGUGCUGAAGAUGAAGGAGGUGAGCUGUGGGAUCGAGGCUCAAGGUGAUGAUUUGUCUGUGGCUGUGCAAGUGAUGGAUGUGACUCCAGAGCAGCUGAGCAACGUUGGCAUGUGGCAGUACCUGCGUGGCUACCUGGCUGCGGGGCCGGAGCAGCCUGCAGCCCCCGAGGCCGGCAGGAGGCAGCCGGCUGUGUGCCUGCGCUUCGAGCUGGGCCCUGCCGCUGCCCUGCGCUCGCCGCUCGCCCUCCAGAACGGCUUCCUGCAGCUGCUGCUCCACACCUACACUGCAGAGCUCCUCAUGUCCUUCCUCACCAACCUGGGCCCCUUCCUGGAGGAUGAAAUAGUUCCAGAGGUGAUCCCCAUGGAGAUAGAAGUUGUGGAUGCCAAAAUCACCUUGAAGGAUGACAGCCCCCAGCUGUACCCAACCUCCCCUGGCCCUGUCCCUGUCACCCUGGCAGUGGACCACGUCGUGGUGAGGCGCAGGGACGAUGGAGUCUUCUACCUGACAGCUCCCCCAGGGCAGGGCUCACCAAAGCAGGAGGAACCUGUGUCAGCUCUUCAGGAGCAAAAGGCUCCUCUGGAGAGUGUCUCAGCAGCAGCCCUGCAGCUGAAGGAAGUGCCAGAGCUGCAGAGGGAGCUGCAGACCCUGAAGAUGGCCCUUGCAGAAGCCAACCUGGACAGGGCUCGCCUGCUGCAGGAGGUCAGGAAGUACAAUCCCCUCUUCCAGCUCUGAUGCUGCAGGGGCAGGCUGCAGCUGCUCAGGAGGAGUGGAGACCACUACCAGCACUACAGCAGCCAGUUUGAUCCUGUGGCUGCUGCAUGGAACAGCCUCCUGGAGCCUGCUGACCUCAGCAUGGAGACAGCUGGGAUGGGAAAGGAGCUUGCACGAGGGCG
Messenger RNA from Dryobates pubescens (Downy woodpecker), 4587 nucleotides. RefSeq names its product bridge-like lipid transfer protein family member 3A (gene BLTP3A). Bases 62 to 4426 code for a protein of 1454 amino acids. The record is from RefSeq and is a predicted model, not a curated record. Gene Ontology annotation, molecular function: histone deacetylase binding. Lineage: Eukaryota; Metazoa; Chordata; Aves; Piciformes; Picidae. The transcript has 21 exons.